Molecule: messenger RNA, 2452 nt
Organism: Microtus oregoni (creeping vole)
Lineage: Eukaryota; Metazoa; Chordata; Mammalia; Rodentia; Cricetidae
Gene: Zyx
Product: zyxin
Exons: 10
Coding region: 329-2023 (564 amino acids)
Biological process (GO): transforming growth factor beta receptor signaling pathway; integrin-mediated signaling pathway
Source: RefSeq, a predicted model, not a curated record
UGCCCGGCGGGGGCGGUGGUGAGUGGGGAGGCCGCAGGCGGACCAUAGCAGAGCCGGGAGCCCGGGGCAGGACCCGGGCCCCUUCCUGGGGGCGUUUCCUGCCCAGUCCGCCCUCCCCGGCCUCUCCCCGCCCCCUCUCCGGGCCGCUCCUUGUAUGGUCUGGGCGCCUCUCUCUCCCCGCCCCCUCCCUCCCUUCCCUUGCGCGCGUCGUCCCUCCCCGCCUGGCUAGAGGCUGCUUGGGACCGGGACGCGGAGUCCGCGGACUCGGCGCCGAGCGGUCAUCCGAGACGCGGCGCUCACGCUCCUGCCCGCGCAGCCCGGCCUGGCCAUGGCGGCCCCCCGCCCGCCUCCCGCGAUCUCCGUCUCCGUCUCGGCCCCGGCGUUUUACGCCCCGCAGAAGAAGUUCGCCCCAGUCGUGGCACCGAAGCCCAAAGUGAAUCCUUUCCGGCCUGGGGACAGCGAGCCUCCUGUGGCAGCCGGGGCCCAACGAGCACAGAUGGGCCGGGUGGGCGAAAUCCCCCCGCCGCCCCCAGAAGACUUUCCUUUGCCCCCUCCUCCCCCUAUUGGGGAGAGCGACGACUCGGAGGGUGCCCUGGGAGGUGCAUUCCCACCUCCGCCUCCCCCGAUGAUCGAGGAACCAUUCUUCUCUGCUCCUCUGGAGGAGGACAUCUUCCCCUCCCCGCCACCUCCACUGGUGGAGGAGGGAGGGCCUGAGGCCCCCACCCAGGUCCCAUCGCAGCCCAGGGAGAAAGUGAGCAGUAUUGACCUGGAGAUCGACUCUCUGUCCUCACUGCUGGAUGACAUGGCCAAGAACGACCCCUUCAAAGCCCGGCAGGUGUCACCUGGAUAUGUACCACCACCAGUUGCCACCCCAUUCGUUCCCAAGCCUAGUACCAAGCCUGUUCCUGGGGGCACAGCACCCUUGCCUCCUUGGAAGACCCCUUCUAGCUCCCAGCCUCCACCCCAGCCGCAGGCCAAGCCUCAGGUCCAGUUUCAAGUCCAGACUCAGGCCAAGCCCCAGGUCCAGCCCCAGCCUGUGUCCUCCACUAAUGCACAACCCCGAGGUCCCCUUUCUCAGGCUCCAACUCCAGCACCUAAGUUUGUUCCAGUGGCUCCCAAAUUUACACCCGUGGCAUCCAAGUUCAGCCCUGGUGCCCCAAGUGCACCUGGGCCACAGCUCAAUCAAAAGUCAGUGCCCCUGGAAGCUCCCUCUUCGGUGGGCACAGGAUCCCCCCAGCCCCCAAACUUCACCUACGCUCAGCAGAAAGAGAAGCCCUUAGUUCAAGAGAAGCAGCACCCAGUGCCUCCACCAGCUCAAAACCAAAACCAGGUGCGCUCUCCUGGAGGCCCAGGACCCUUGACCCUCAAGGAGGUGCAGGAGUUAGAGCAGCUGACCCAGCAGCUGAUGCAGGACAUGGAGCACCCUCAGAGGCAGAGUGUGGCAGCAAAUGAGUCCUGUGGCCGAUGCAGUCAGCCACUGCCCCGCGCCCAGCCUGCAGUUCGCGCGCUGGGACAGCUCUUCCACAUCACCUGCUUCACUUGCCAUCAGUGCCAGCAGCAGCUGCAGGGAGGGCAGUUCUACAGUCUGGAAGGGGCGCCCUAUUGCGAGGGCUGCUAUACCGAGACCCUGGAGAAGUGCAACACCUGUGGGCAGCCUAUCACGGACCGCAUGCUGAGGGCCACUGGCAAAGCCUACCACCCACAGUGCUUCACCUGUGUGGUCUGUGCCUGUCCCCUGGAGGGUACCUCCUUCAUUGUGGGCGAGAACAACCAGCCCCACUGUGUCCCUGACUAUCACAAGCAGUACGCCCCAAGGUGCUCUGUCUGCUCUGAGCCCAUCAUGCCUGAGCCUGGCCGCGAUGAGACCGUGCGCGUAGUCGCUCUGGACAAGAACUUUCACAUGAAGUGUUACAAAUGUGAGGACUGUGGGAAGCCCCUGUCCAUUGAGGCAGAUGACAACGGCUGUUUCCCUCUGGAUGGCCAUGUCCUUUGUCGGAAGUGCCACACUGCUAGAGCAUCCUGAGUGAGGAUGGGCCUCCUUCCAGACCACAGGUCCAUUCCCCACUGUGGGCCACCCACACCGAGACCAAUCCUUGCCUCUGCCCUCCCUGCAUUCCAAACCCCUCCCCAGUAUCUCAAGCGCCCUGACCCAGGGCUUCAGCAUGACCUAGAGGUGCUGAGGCCCCAGCCCUCUCUUGCAGGAUUGCCCAGUCCUCCUGAGGUCCCCAAACCAAGGGUCGGUCACCUUUAGUGCCGCUGCUUUCACCGCUGCACCCAGGCCCUUGGCUGGCCUAAGCAGCCUAUGCAAUGUGCUUGCUGAGGGUGGGAGAAGCCCUAAAACUCCAGGAGCCUGGCUCCAGCAGCCUGGACACCCACCUUGCCCUGUGCUGCUAGGUUGUGGCCACAGCGAAAAUUAUAAAACCUCAUUUUCCAGAAUUGCUAGUACUUGCUU